AAUGGCCGAGGACGGGAGGGUUCGAAUCGAGAAGUUCAACGGUACUGAUUUUGCAUGGUGGAAAAUGCAAAUAGAGGCGUUGCUUGGUGAGUGCGAUUUGGACAUGGUACUGGAAGAGAAACCGGAUGGAAUGGAUAAGGCUGCUGAAGCAAUUUGGGACUCAAAGGACAAAAAGGCAAGAGGUAAAAUUACACUAGCUUUGACGAGGAGUGUGGCGUUUAAUAUCAUGAAGGAAACANUCGAUCUUGUCGAGGUUGUCAUCAGUAGGCAUGAAGUUCGAUGAUGACACUCAGGCUGUGAUUCUGUUAUCUUCCUUGCCUGAUAGUUGGUCGGGAUUUGUGACAACGGUUACUGAAACUGCUGGAACAGGAAACUUGAAGUUUGAUCGGAUACGGGAUAGUGUUUUGGGUGAAGACAUUCGUCGGAGGAACGCUAGUGGAGGAUCUACUUCUGGGUUACUCAGUGUUAGCAGGGGAAGAGGUAAUAACAGAAACAGUGGGAGUCGUGGGAAGAGCUCGUCUAAGGCUGAAAAGAAUGUGGUGUGCUGGGUCAUGGAUUCUGGUGCUUCGUUUCACGCCAUGCACAGCGGUGAGGCGAUGGUGAAUCUCAAAAAGGGAGACUUUGGAAAGGUAAAGUUGGGUAACGGGAAAAUCCUUAAAGUGUCAGGCAUGGGAGAUAUUGAUCUAAAAACUUCAUUUGGAACUACUUGGAGCUUACAAAAUGUCAGGGUGAUUCCAAGACUGAAGACAAAGUUGAUCUCAGUCAGACAAUUGGAUGAACAUGGACUAGACGUCAAGUUUGGUGGUGGAAAAUGGAAGGUGAUCAAAGGAAAUUUGGUUAUUGCUCGAGGCUUGAAAAGAGGAUCGUUAUACAUGGUACCGGUGACGUCUGAGGGAGUGACCAACCCGGUAAAGAUAGUUAACAAAGUCGGGCUCACUGAAUCGGGCAAAGCUAAGAAGGUUCAUUUUGCAAACGUGAAUCUUGGAGUUUUGGGGAUGAGAGUUGAGUGUGUUCGGAGGUCUGAAUCAGGUCAGGGGUUUCGUGAUAGUGGGAGCAUGGGACGUGUUCCGAGUACAGUUCUGAAACGUCGUUGGGUUUUGAGAACCAAGAAUCCGAACGUUAAAAUCUCUCCUGGGAAUAGUUUGCUGGAUUUGGAGAGUGGUAAUGGUCCUCGGUGUAUCUCUGGAUCCGGUGGAUUGUGCAAGCCGGUUGAGACAGAGGCUGUGGCGGAUACAGUCACGACUGGGUUGGAGCUCAGUGGAGCUUCAAUUGUCCUUUCAGCUGAAACACAGAGAGCAUGCAGUGAGAGUGAGAAAGGGGAGUCCUCUGCUUCACUUUUACAGAGGGACAGCCACAGCAGCUAGAGUAGCUUCAAAGUCUUUAAAGGUGAGAAAUCUAACUUUAUAAAAAUAUUUUUCAAACUUUCAAUAAUAUCUUUUCGAAUCU
Molecule: messenger RNA, 1446 nt
Organism: Cuscuta campestris
Lineage: Eukaryota; Viridiplantae; Streptophyta; Magnoliopsida; Solanales; Convolvulaceae
Source: the annotation of a GenBank genome assembly